Messenger RNA from Oncorhynchus nerka (sockeye salmon), 975 nucleotides. RefSeq names its product leucine rich repeat containing 20 (gene lrrc20). Gene Ontology annotation, molecular function: protein binding. The coding region runs from base 337 to 864 and encodes 175 amino acids. NCBI's taxonomy places the organism in Eukaryota, Metazoa, Chordata, Actinopteri, Salmoniformes, Salmonidae. The transcript has 5 exons. The record is from RefSeq and is a predicted model, not a curated record.
CUCUCGUCAAUACGGUAGCUUGUACUGUAGAAGCAAUAUAACUAUUGAUGGCAACAAGAGGCUAAAAUAGUGUCUUUAAACUCAAAUUGCGCACAAAAACAAACCAUUUUGAAGUAUUGGACAGAUUUGAACAAUAACGUCAGAACAGGUCAUCUGAAAAGUGCAUCGAUCGACUUUAGCCCAGUGUAUCCUCUUUGGUUAAAAAUAGUCUCUCGCCAAAUUUGACGGUGGUUGUUUGAAUGGAUUUGAUUGGACGGAGCCUUGAACUGACUUGCUAACAUUUUCAGCUGUCAACCACAGUUAAAGUUUAAGGGUGAGAUUCGUAGACCUAGUAUAAUGGCAGAGGCUGUGGCCAAUGUUGCCCGGAGGGUCAAUGCAACAGUGGAGGAAGAGAAAGAUACUCUGGAUCUGUCAAACUGCAAACUGAUCAGUUUCCCAGAUGGCGUAUUCAGGGUCCUCAACAGCGUUGCAGAGAAGAUACACAUCGUCACGUUGGCUGACAAUGAGAUGAAGGGAGUUACUAGCAAAUUCUUCAAAACCUUCACUCAAUUGAGAGAACUGGACUUGCACGGCAAUGUGAUCACUAAACUGCCAGAUGUAGUUGGGGAGCUGGAACAUCUGACCAGCAUCAACUUGGCCAACAACAAGUUGUCUGUCUUCCCCGAGAGACUGACGCAGAUCCAGUCUCUGGAAAGAAUCAACCUGGAAGGGAAUGACAUCACUGACGUCCCCAUGGAAAAGUUGCAGGCCAUGCCAGCUCUGAAGUGUAUCAACCUGAAGUCAAAUCCUUUGGACAACAACUUGUUAACUGCCAUUCAACAAUUUCCUCAAACAUUUGAAAUUCAAACUACAACAGACAACUAAGACCUUGUCUUCUUCUAAGAUGGACAGUUUAUCCACACCUAGAGACAAUGAGGAUUGCAUGCUGUGCCUUCAGACUUUUUCAAUAGUACAAUUAGAGAUUCAGAGAUUCAA